Messenger RNA from Harmonia axyridis, 2243 nucleotides. RefSeq names its product bifunctional purine biosynthesis protein ATIC. Gene Ontology annotation, cellular component: cytosol. Gene Ontology annotation, biological process: 'de novo' IMP biosynthetic process. Lineage: Eukaryota; Metazoa; Arthropoda; Insecta; Coleoptera; Coccinellidae. Bases 270 to 2048 code for a protein of 592 amino acids. Gene Ontology annotation, molecular function: phosphoribosylaminoimidazolecarboxamide formyltransferase activity; IMP cyclohydrolase activity. The record is from RefSeq and is a predicted model, not a curated record. The transcript has 8 exons.
UGAAACUUUUACGCCAGCUAGAGGUGAUCAGGCAACCAGAAAUACCGAUGGAUGUUUGAAAACCUGUAUUGCUUUGCUUUCUUAUCAAUUACUUUGACGUAAAAUAAACAGUAUUUAUUCCUUAAUUAAUUCUGGAAAGAUUGAGAUAACCCUAGGCCCCCCAGCCGAGAAUUGAUAAUCAUAGGAAUAAAUAAAAGAACAACUUGAAUUUCGAUCACUUCAUUAAUAGUUCUCCUGUAUUUGAAAAUACUUCUAAGAAUUAAGUUGCCAUGGAAACGAAGAAGAUAGCUCUUUUAUCAGUAUCUGACAAAACUGGACUCCUUGAAUUUGCAAAGCAAUUGAAUAGUUUGGGAUUCACUUUAGUAGCCAGUGGUGGUACAGCAAAGUCAGUGAGAGACACUGGUAUACCAGUAAAAGAUGUAUCUGAGAUAUCUGGUGCCCCUGAAAUACUAGGUGGUCGUGUAAAAACAUUGCAUCCAGCUGUACAUGGGGGCAUUCUGUCUAGACUGAUUCCCUCUGAUCUAUCAGAUCUCAAAGAACAAAAGAUCGAUCUAAUCCAAAUUGUUGUUUGUAACUUGUAUCCAUUUGUGAAGACUGUUAGUAAUCCAAAUGUCACAAUAGACGAUGCUGUGGAAAAUAUAGAUAUCGGAGGUGUCACCUUACUAAGAGCUGCUGCUAAGAAUCAUGCAAGAGUUACAGUUGUGUGUGAUCCAAAAGAUUAUUCUACCAUUGUUAACGAGCUAAAAAGUUCCUCCAAUCAAGAUACUACAUUGAAUACCAGGCAGCUGUUGGCUCUCAAAGCAUUCACCCAUACCUCUGAAUAUGAUCUUGCCAUCACAGACUACUUCAGAAAGCAGUAUUCUUCUGGAGUAUCCCAACUCACCCUCAGAUAUGGCAUGAACCCCCAUCAAAAACCUGCACAGAUAUUCACUACCCUACCAAAUUUACCAUUGACAGUUAUUAAUGGCUCACCAGGCUUCAUAAACUUAUGUGAUGCUUUGAACGGAUGGCAACUUGUUAAAGAGUUGAAAAAAGCUCUUGGUUUACCUGCUGCCACAAGUUUUAAACAUGUGUCACCUGCUGGAGCUGCUGUGGGUACGCCACUCAGUGAUAUUGAGGCGAAAGUGUGUAUGGUGGAUGAUUUAAUGAAACAAUUAACUCCUUUGGCAACUGCUUAUGCCAGGGCUAGAGGUGCAGAUCGUAUGUCUUCUUUUGGCGAUUUUAUUGCCUUAUCAGAUGUUUGCGAUGUGCCUACUGCUAAAAUAAUUUCUAGAGAAGUUUCCGAUGGUGUUAUUGCCCCAGGAUAUACGACAGAAGCUUUGGAAAUUCUCAAGAAAAAGAAAAAUGGAGGCUAUUGUGUGCUACAAAUCUGCCCUAACUAUGAACCAGAUCCAAUUGAACGUAAAAUACUAUUCGGCCUUACACUAGAACAACAGAGAAAUAAUGUGAUUAUCGAUAAAAACUUAUUCGCUAACAUUGUAACAAGCAACAAAACUUUGCCUGAUUCAGCUAUUCGUGACUUAAUCGUAGCCACCAUUGCACUAAAAUACACACAAAGUAACUCUGUAUGUUAUGCAAAGAAUGGACAAGUAAUUGGUAUCGGUGCUGGUCAACAAUCCAGAAUACAUUGCACACGUUUGGCUGGUGAUAAGGCAGAUAAUUGGUGGUUGAGACAACAUCCUAAAAUCUUGAAUAUGAAAUUCAGAAAUGGUGUUAAGAGAGCCGAAAUUUCAAAUGCUAUUGAUAAUUAUGUAAAUGACACCGUUGGUAAAGAUAUGGACAGAGCGUCUUUCGAAGCUAUGUAUGACACAGUACCCGAGCCACUAACCCCAACAGAACGUAAAGCUUGGAUGGCUCAGUUGAAAGGUGUAGCAUUAGCAUCUGAUGCAUUCUUCCCAUUCAGGGAUAAUGUCGAUAGAGCAUUCUUGAGCGGUGUAUCUUAUAUUGGAAGCCCUGCUGGAUCUAACAAUGAUGAAGUUGUAAUUGAAGCCUGUAAUGAACAUAAAAUAACUUUAGCUCACACAAACCUCCGAUUGUUCCAUCAUUAAAUUUACAGUUUCUAUUUUCAAAUCAAUUGCAUAUUUUUAUAAUUUCAUUAUAAUAAUGAAUCUGAGCGGAAAAGCUAUAUGAAACCUAAAUUUGAAAUGAAUCUAUUUUUUGGUAAAUAAUUUAUUAUUUUAGAAUAAAAAUAUUUCGAUUUAUAAAAAUUUUUUAUAGAAUAUACUUUCUUUCAAUUUUUGGAA